CUAAUACUGUUUUGGGGAUAUUACAUGAUGAAUGUUAUGAUUUGAUGCUGAAUUAAUGCGAAUUUCUUUUCUUUUCCCUACCCAGUAGGUACAGGAGCUGAAGUUAGCGAGGUGCUCCAGAGAGAGACUGAGAGUUUUUGAAAAGCAGAACUACAACACUGGAAAUGCUAAUUGUAACGCUUAUUAAUUUAAAUACUUGGCAGCUGCAGGAGUCCAGUGUCUCCAUUCACAGCAGUUGGCCGGAACACCUGCUUUUCACCCCCUGGGGAUAUCAGUCCCUAAGUUCUGCCUCUCUUUCUUUGUGCCUACGGGUUGGACUUGAAAUGACUUCAGUCUGCAAGCUCCAUCUAUCUGACCGCCCAACACUCAAGAGCUAGACUUUUCUCCCGGCUCCGUCGUGAAGCCUCAGAAAUGGCCCCUCUCACUUGACCUGAGUUUACCUAAAACAAAGCUACUGGUAGCUGGUCUGGCUGCAGGGAAGGCAGCUCUGCUGAGGACCGGGCGGCCGUCGCCUCGGAGCACGGUGCCCUAGUCCCUGCGGGUGCCGCGCCGGACCGGUGGAAAAGGGGGCGGAGAGGAGAGAGCAGAGGAAGGGGCGGAGGUCACCCGAGCCCUCCAUCCCGCCCAGCCUGCAAACGGCGGCUAAGAUGUCUGGACUGUGAGCCUGCACAGUUGUGAAAAAGGAGAUGACUUGAGCGACCAGCUGUUAUCUCCACAACCAUGUCCAUGAACAACUCCAAGCAGCCAGUGUCUCCUGCAACGGCGCUUCUUUCAAACACAACCUGCCAGACGGAAAACCGGCUUUCGGUAUUUUUUUCAAUUAUCUUCAUGACAGUGGGGAUCUUAUCCAACAGCCUGGCCAUUGCCAUCCUCAUGAAGGCGUACCAGAGGUUCAGACAGAAGUCCAAGGCGUCGUUCCUGCUUCUGGCUAGCGGGCUGGUCAUCACGGACUUCUUCGGCCAUCUCAUCAACGGGGCCAUCGCAGUGUUUGUGUACGCGUCCGAUAAAGACUGGAUCCGCUUUGAUCAGUCCAAUGUCCUUUGCAGUAUUUUUGGUAUCAGCAUGGUGUUCUCUGGUUUGUGCCCACUUUUCCUAGGCAGUGUGAUGGCCAUCGAGCGGUGUAUUGGUGUUACCCAACCGAUAUUUCAUUCCACAAAAAUUACAUCCAAACACGUGAAAAUGAUGCUGAGCGGAGUGUGCCUGUUUGCUGUUUUUAUAGCUCUGCUGCCCAUUCUUGGGCACAAGGAGUAUAAAAUUCAAGCCACGAGGACCUGGUGUUUCUACAACACCGAAGACAUUGAAGACUGGGAAGACAGAUUUUAUCUCUUGCUUUUUUCUUUUCUGGGCCUCUUAGCCCUUGGUGUUUCAUUCUUUUGCAACGCCAUCACAGGAAUUACACUUCUAAGGGUUAAAUUUAAAAGCCAGCAUCACAGACAAGGCAGGUCUCACCAUCUUGAAAUGGUCAUCCAGCUCCUGGCUAUCAUGUGUGUCUCCUGCAUUUGCUGGAGCCCGUUUCUGGUAACAAUGGCCAACAUUGGAAUCAAUGCAAAUAAUUCUCUAGAGACCUGUGAAACAACACUUUUUGCUCUCCGAAUGGCAACAUGGAAUCAAAUCUUAGAUCCCUGGGUAUACAUCCUUCUCCGGAAGGCUGUCCUUAAGAAUCUCUACAAGCUUGCCCGGCGUUGCUGUGGGGUACAUGUUAUCAGCUUACAUAUUUGGGAGUUGAGCUCUAUUAAAAAUUCCUUAAAGGUUGCUGCUAUUUCUGAGUCACCAGUUGCAGAGAAAGGAAGUCAGCAAACACCUAGUUUAGGACAGUAAGUCAGUGUAGGGCUAGAACAAAAUUAAGAGUAGUUUUGGGCAAUAUUUCAGUUAAUUAGAUAAAGGUAUGUAGUCUAACUGGAAAAUUCAGACCUCAGCAUGUAGUUUGGUAAUACAUUUGUCAGAUUCAGAUUUUAUGUUUUUUCCCCCUCAUUGAGUUUAUUGGCACAUUUUAGGUAUACAGUGCAGUUAUA
Molecule: messenger RNA, 2012 nt
Organism: Fukomys damarensis (Damara mole-rat)
Lineage: Eukaryota; Metazoa; Chordata; Mammalia; Rodentia; Bathyergidae
Gene: Ptgfr
Product: prostaglandin F receptor
Exons: 4
Coding region: 721-1818 (365 amino acids)
Biological process (GO): inflammatory response; adenylate cyclase-activating G protein-coupled receptor signaling pathway; positive regulation of cytosolic calcium ion concentration
Cellular component (GO): plasma membrane
Molecular function (GO): prostaglandin F receptor activity
Source: RefSeq, a predicted model, not a curated record